AUGGAUCCCAUGGAGAUUGUCGCGUCUGUGGACCAGAGAAAAGUCAUCGAGAUGCGCAACACACUCAGUGCGCUCAAUGAAGAUCUUGAAGCAGCAAAGCAGGAGUCUCGAGAGGCCUGGUCGAAGAUCGAUACACUUGAGAUGGAGCUCGAGAUGAAGGAAGCAACACUGGAAAGUUUCCGACAGGAAAAUGAAAGGUUUGCCGCAGAGCUCGAAGCGACGCAGUACAGUCUCAAUUCCGUCAGGCAGGAAUAUUGUGAUCUGUUCCAGUCCAAUCGAGAUCUACUCUGUAGAUCUCUAGUGGCAGAGGCGAGAGUUGAAGGCCGUGACAGCAUAUUCGAAAUGUUUCUGAAGCCAUCGAAAGGCCAGCGCAGCCUCGCCCAGACCCGCGGAAAGCUGGAUGCGGCCGAGCCUAAGUCAGCAAGCUUGAUGAGCAGCCACGACUUGCUGAAGAAGCAGCUGGUGGAGAUCAACGAUGCGCUGCGGAAGAAAGGCAACGCGGACCGACGGGCAAAGGCGGCAACCAAACCCCAACGCAGCCCGGCUGCUGCGAAGCAAGCGAAGGAGCCCUCGCCACUCCAACAGAAGCUACAGGAGAAAGAGGCGGAGAUACGGGAGCAACACUCCCUCGUGGAAAGCCUGAGGGGAACCAUCAGAACGAAUGAAGAGCAUCAGAAACAGGCCCCUGUCUUCCAAGGAGGAGCUCGAGAACGCCAAACAUUCCCUGAACUUUUACAAGGAUAA
Messenger RNA from Diaporthe citri, 744 nucleotides. RefSeq lists its product as uncharacterized. The coding region runs from base 1 to 744 and encodes 247 amino acids. The record is from RefSeq and is a predicted model, not a curated record. The transcript is spliced from 2 exons. NCBI's taxonomy places the organism in Eukaryota, Fungi, Ascomycota, Sordariomycetes, Diaporthales, Diaporthaceae.